Molecule: messenger RNA, 1797 nt
Organism: Chaetomium strumarium
Lineage: Eukaryota; Fungi; Ascomycota; Sordariomycetes; Sordariales; Chaetomiaceae
Exons: 3
Coding region: 1-1797 (598 amino acids)
Molecular function (GO): oxidoreductase activity; flavin adenine dinucleotide binding
Source: RefSeq, a predicted model, not a curated record
AUGAAUGUAGCUGAUGCUUUGAAGAUCAUCGUUGGCGGCGGCACCGCAGAGAUUGUCCUCGCAACCCGCCUGAGCGAGGGGCUGACAAAGGCCAGCAUCCUCUUCAUUGAGAGAGGGCAAGCAGCCAUCGACGAAAAAGGCAUCAGCGUUCCAGGCACAAAAAGUGCGACACUGCGCGGCAGAUACGACUGGAAUUUCACCACGGUGCCCCAAAUACAUCUCAAUAACCGCAUCAUCCUUACUCCUCGCGGCCGGGUCCUUGGCGGUACAUCGGUCAUUUUCUCGGAUGGUUAUACCGGCCUCAAGGGGUUCAGCCGCUGCGGAGCAUGCCUCAACAGUGGCAGUCAAGAUACCAUCAAUCAGCUCCUGCAACAGGGCGGCCCUGAUACCGUCGUCUCGCUGUGUCCGGGUGCGACCAUCCCCAUCACGGACUCCAUCGUCUUCAACGCACCAGGGCAGGAGAUAUCCACCGAGGGCUACCCGACCGGUGACACCCGGGCCACCAUCAUCAUCCAACCGGGAAGCAACGCGACAGUUGCGAUCCGCGGUAACUGGCAGGACCGUGUGCGAGUACUCAAUGUCCAGGUCGACGGCAACCGACCCAAUGCGGGACCUCUGGGAGGCGACGCACUCCUGGAGAUGGGCGGUGGCACAACCGGACAGACUGUCUCCCAUUCCGUGGUGAAGAACACGCGCAGCUGGAGCUGCCUCCACCUGAUAGCCUCCGGUCAGGAUGACAACCCUUGCCGCAAUGCGGUCAUCACUUUCAACACGGUUGGACCAUGCGGCACCGAGGGCGUUGAUGAGACGGGCCGUGGACUAUGGGCCGACGGGCUGAGCAUAGAGUGCGUAGCCACGACCGUGACUGAUAAUACCGUGACCGGGGCAACGGACGGCGGCAUUGUCAUCUUCGGCUCGCCGGGAUCCUCGUUCCUGCGCAACACCAUAACAUCGUCCGACACGCAGCGCCAGUUCGGCGCUAUCAACAUGGUCGACCCCAACUACAACGGCAACUAUUCGGGCGUGGUCGUGUCCGACAACGUCAUCACCGGCACCGGCAACAGCUUCAUCGAGCUUGGCAUCGGCAUGGGCAGCCAGAUCUGGUCCAACCCGCACCCGCUCGACAACUUCGGCCCGACAACCGUCACAAACAACAUCUUCCGCGGCAACAUCGGCUUCUCCAUCGUCAUCAACGGCUGGGAGGACGGACUCACCGUGACAGGCAACGACGUCUCCCAGAUCCACGCCCCGACCUCUGACUUCUCAGACGCCUCGUCGUGCGGCAGCCAGCAGCAAGCCGCAUUCGCCGCCAACAAGCAGCUGAUCGUCUACAGGCCCGGCGCCGGCACUCCGCUGACGCUGCAGCCGGACUUCUACGAGCUCCCCGCCAACGCGAGCAACUGGCUGUGCCUGGACCACCCGCUUCCGACCCAGCAAUCCUUUGGGCCCGGCGCGCUGUCGGUCAAUGCGCGGACGUCGACGGUGGUGCUGCUGCAGAACUUCCGCGUGCAGGUGCAGGGAGACGGGAAUCUUGUGGGCUAUGACACCACCGGCGGGGUGUGGACCGUCAAGUGGGCGAGCAGCAAGUACUCGAGCAACUGUGGGAGCGACGGGUCCAAGUGCGAGGUCGACUUUGGCGGGGAUGGGAAUCUGGUCCUGUACGAUGCGCAGGGUCCGGUUUGGGAUGCGGGCACGUCUGGGACGGGGAGGACGCUGGUGUUUUACAACGCCGCGCCGUGGGUGGUGGUUCUGGGAGCGGAGGGGCAGACGCUGUGGACGAUUGCGGAUUUGAGCUAG